This is a messenger RNA of Sorex fumeus (smoky shrew), 1537 nucleotides long. It is a transcript of the gene SLC10A1, whose product is annotated as solute carrier family 10 member 1. Gene Ontology annotation, biological process: bile acid and bile salt transport. The record is from RefSeq and is a predicted model, not a curated record. Gene Ontology annotation, molecular function: bile acid:sodium symporter activity. NCBI's taxonomy places the organism in Eukaryota, Metazoa, Chordata, Mammalia, Eulipotyphla, Soricidae. Gene Ontology annotation, cellular component: membrane.
UAGGUUUGUCCUGAAGCUCUCUGCCCUGGGAGACGAGUGAGGACGGCACCGGCAACAAGGACUGUGCAGGGGCUGAAGCCAGCAGGCACUCCCGUGGGCUGCGUCGCGGCCGCACAGCAGGAGAUGGAGGCGCUCAACGUGUCCAACCAUGUCAAUUUCACCCUGCCGCCCAACUUCGGCAAGCGGCCCACUGACCUGGCCCUGAGCAUCUGCCUGAUAAUUAUGCUGCUCGUCAUCAUGCUCUCCCUGGGCUGCACCAUGGAGUACAGCAAGAUCAAGGCGCACUUCUGGAAGCCCAAGGGGAUGAUCAUCGCACUGGUGGCACAGUACGGCAUCAUGCCCCUCACCUCCUUCGCCCUGGGCAGGAUCUUCAAGCUCAACAACAUCGAGGCGCUGGCCAUCCUGGUCUGCGGCUGCUCCCCUGGGGGCAACCUGUCCAACAUCUUCAGUCUGGCCGUGAAGGGGGACAUGAACCUCAGCAUUGUGAUGACCACCUGCUCGACCUUCUUUGCCCUGGGCAUGAUGCCCCUCCUCCUGUACGUCUACUCCAUGGGGAUCUAUGAAGGGGAUAUGACGGAUAAGGUGCCCUACAAAGGCAUCAUAACAUCACUGAUCGUGGUUCUCAUUCCUUGCACCAUAGGGAUUGUCAUCAAUGCCAAACGGCCACAAUAUGUACGUUACAUCAUCAAGGUAGGGACGGUCAUCACGAUUCUGCUUAGUGUGGCUGUCACAGUACUCUCAGUCAUCAACGUGGGCAACAGCAUCACCUUUAUCAUGACACCACACUUAGUGGCGAUCUCCUCCAUAAUGCCUUUCACUGGCUUCCUGCUGGGCUACAUUCUCUCUGCUCUCUUCCGCCUCAAUGAACGGUGCAGGCGCACUGUCAGCAUGGAGACUGGAUUCCAAAACAUUCAACUCUGUUCCACCAUUCUCAACGUGACCUUCCCCCCUGAGGUCAUUGGACCACUUUUCUUCUUCCCUCUGCUCUAUAUGAUUUUCCAACUUGCAGAAGGGCUUCUCCUCAUUGCCAUCUACAGGUGCUAUAAGAAAAUAAAACCUUCCAAGGAUAAAACGAAAGUGAUCUACACAGCUACCCCAACUGGAGAGGCAAUUCAAGCUCUAGGAAAUGGUACCCACACUGGAGAGGGAUAUGCAUACCGCACAGCCCAGCCUCCCACAGGGAACUGAAUUAUAUUCAGAAGGCAACCCAGAAAGCUAGUAUGGGAAAACAACAGAGAGUAGAAUGGUUACAUGAAAUACAAAUGGAGUCUAGUGGGGCCUCAGUCUUUCUCUCCAGCAUUUCCAACAGAAACUAUCAGAAAUAUCGUCUUGCCUGAAGGAGAGAAAGCGGUCUACAAAAAAAAAAGAAAACCAAAGCCUCACCCAUCCCAAAACCCACCUCAGAAUUUGAUCACCACUUACAAACUACAGGACUGCAUACUGAGAUGCCCAGGAAAGGCAGAACCAAAACUGCCUUAUUCCCACCAUCUCUAGGAACAAUGCCUGAAAGGGAUUAUAAAGAUACCUAACUUCUGGA